AAUGAAAUCUUCCAUGUUCUUGAUCAUAAUAAGGCAACGACUGCAGUUGAAAGCUUAUCCUUCCAACGAAUGACAAUGUGGUGCACAUACUUAAUGACUCCUUCUCAAAUAUGGACAGAUUACAAUUACUUAAAAUUGGAAAUGUGAAGUUUUGUGGAAACAUCAAUUCUCUUUCUCGUGAGUUGCAGUUUCUGCAAUGGCAUGAUUGUCCAUUUGAUUCUUUCCCAUCAGACUUUGCACCUGCUAAACUUGUUGAGCUUCAUCUGCAUUCAAGCCGCAUAAUACAUCUAUGGAGGGGGGAAAAGGGGUGGAGUAUGCUACGGCAAAUUAAUUUGAGUGGUACACAACACUUGAUAUCUACUCCAGACUUCAGUGAGGUUCCUGAUUUUGAGAUGUUGGUGCUUCAGGAUUGUACAAGCUUGGUGGACAUUCACCCUUCUCUUGGAUUUCUGAAGAAACUCCACCAAUUAAAUAUGAGAAAUUGCAUGUCUGUUGAGAGCCUUCCAUCCUUCAAUAGAAAUUGGGACUGGUCUGUGGAACCUCCUUUCGGUUGUUUUUUCUAUGGAAAUGAAAUCUCCAAGGGCAAAUGGUUCCAAAAUUUCAACGAGGGCAGCACUGCAGAAAUCCAACUACCUCUGAAUUUGUUUGAUAAUGCUACUUGGUUGGGAAUUGCUGUAUGUGCUUUUUGAGAUCCCAUGGACAUUCAGACAGCAAUCUUGACCCUCCUGAUUACAGUACAAUUUUAGGUGUUAUCUGGACUCCGAUCCUGCUUCCAGCUUAUGCUCAUUUGAUGUCAAAUUUCAGCAACUUGUCAGGACAGUAGAACCAUGGGAAUUUGUAUCCGAUUUCACUUGGUUCUCAUAUAUACCGCACAAUGGUGUGUUUUUUAAGUUCUGGAGGCCCUGCAAGCACUAGAAAUUCUGCCUGCUGAAUUUGGUACGGGUAUGUCCCUAGAACUUCAGCACGUCAAGCCAUUGUCAGAAGAACAUCAUCGAGAUUUGGGUUGUGUAUUGUGUUCCAGGACGACAUACAAGGGUCUGCUGAUACUAUUAUCCAGUGCAUGCAGAGGGAUAAUUCUCUUGAAUCUUACGAUAAGUUGGUGGUAGAAGAAUGGGUAAAGUUGAUACGAUUGGAAGGUGCCCAUUUAGAGAGAAUGACAGAAUGGGAUUCCAGAACCCCACGGGAAAGAUACUCUGAAUUGCACUCACGAAAAUAGAGAAAUUGGGUCUCUCUCGUCUCCCAUACAUGCAUAAUUAUAAUCAUUCAUAUUACUAUUCCUCUUUUUUUGCCCUUUUCUUUAACAUUUGAACCUAUAUUUAC
This is a messenger RNA of Fragaria vesca subsp. vesca, 1320 nucleotides long. Its product is annotated as probable WRKY transcription factor 52-like. The transcript has 4 exons. Gene Ontology annotation, biological process: defense response. Bases 111 to 689 code for a protein of 192 amino acids. Lineage: Eukaryota; Viridiplantae; Streptophyta; Magnoliopsida; Rosales; Rosaceae. The record is from RefSeq and is a predicted model, not a curated record.